This is a messenger RNA of Cantharellus anzutake, 1869 nucleotides long. RefSeq names its product pyruvate Decarboyxlase. Bases 1 to 1869 code for a protein of 622 amino acids. Gene Ontology annotation, molecular function: thiamine pyrophosphate binding; carboxy-lyase activity; magnesium ion binding. The transcript is spliced from 18 exons. NCBI's taxonomy places the organism in Eukaryota, Fungi, Basidiomycota, Agaricomycetes, Cantharellales, Hydnaceae. The record is from RefSeq and is a predicted model, not a curated record.
AUGGGCGAGCCAACAAAGAUCCUCCCGGAAAAGAUCUCCAUUGGCGGUUAUAUCCUUGAGAGACUCACGCAGUUGCAAGUCACGGCGCUUUUUGGAUUGCCCGGUGACUUCAAUCUCGCGUUUCUAGACCUUGUUGAAGAUAAUCCUGGAAUCCAGUGGGUCGGCAAUGCGAAUGAGUUGAAUGCCGCGUACGCGGCUGACGGGAAUGCGCGAGUGAAGCGUGCUGUGUCGGCGGUUUGUACAACAUUUGGAGUUGGAGAGCUCAGUGCUUUGAAUGGUGUUGCUGGGUGUUAUUCUGAGCGGAUUCCUAUUCUGCAUCUUGUUGGAGUGCCCGGUCUCUCACUCCAGAAAGAUCGUGCCAUGCUCCACCACACCCUUGGCGACGGAGGCAAGGUUUUUAAGGAAAUGUCUUCGCAUAUCACCUGUAUGGCUGCGUCAUUGGACAGCAAAGAUAACGCUGCGGAGCGCAUUGAUGAGGUCCUAACUGCUAUGCUCACCGAGUGUCGCCCCGUUUAUCUCAUGCUUCCAACAAAUCUUGUUCUAGUAGAAAUUCCUGCCGAACGCCUUAAGGUCCCUCUUCCGCCAUCUGUUUCUUCGCCCCAUCCACUUCUGGUUCCCUCUUCUGACCUUCCCACUGACCUUCAACCCGUGAAGAAAUUCUCCGCGAAAGAAGAGGAAGUGGCGCAUGCGCAAUAUGCUGCUGUGCGCGCUAUCACAUCCCUAUUCGCUCAGGCAAAGAACCCCAUUAUUCUAUUGGAUGCCCUCGCAGAAAGGUUGGGUGCCGAGGAACUCGUAGUGGAGCUGGCGGAGAAGACGGGAAUGAAGGUGUUUGUCAGUCCGAUGGGUAAGAGUACGGUUUGGGAGAGCCAUCCGUUGUUCAGUGGCAUUUAUGCGGGAAGCGUGACUGUUCCCUCAGUUGCGGCGCAAGUUGAAGCGGCUGACCUUGUCUUUGACGUUGGCCCAUUGAAGAGUGAUUUCAAUACCGGUAGCUUCUCGUAUGGAAUCAAGUGCGAAAACACGGUCGAAAUCCGAAUCGACCGCACAGUUGUCGGUUACGCUGAGUUCCCAAACGCCGGCCUACGUUCGCUUCUCCCGCAACUCAUCACUGCGUUCAGUGACCACUUCUCUAAGAACCCUAAGGCAAUAUCUCAGGAGAUAAGGAGUUCCGGGGGCCGAACGGAAGAACCUUCUCUAGUUGCGGAACAAUCGGCUGACGAGAUUACACAUGAAUAUCUUUGGAAGAGGGUUAGUAAGUUUUUCAAGGAAGGGGAUGUCAUCGUCGCGGAAACAGGGACAAGCAGCUUUGGUAUCCUGGAUUCCAGGCUUCCUAAGGGUGCUACUCUCAUUUCUCAGGUUCUCUGGGGCUCCAUUGGCUGGAGUGUUGGCGCAUGUUUGGGAGCGGCUCUGGCUGCUCGUGAGCAGAAGCGCCGUACCAUACUUUUCGUUGGGGAGGGAAGUCUGCAGCUGACUGUGCAAGAGAUUGGAACUAUGAUUCGUUUGGGUUUGAACCCUAUUCUUUUCGUGAUUAACAACGAUGGCUAUGAAAUCGAACGACAAAUACACGGACCGGAGCGACUCUAUAACAACAUAUCUCGUUGGAAUCAUCAGUUGUUGCUCUCAAGUCUCUCUCCACCUGAGGAUGCCAACAACUAUCCGUCCAAUGCGCUCCCUGUCGAGGUUGAGCGGUUGAGGACACACAGGAGUUAUCGUGUCAGCAACAGAAAAUCGCUCGAGAAGCUACUGACGGACGAAGGCUUUGCUUCGGCUCCUUACAUUCAGCUUGUUGAGCUCGUCAUGCCGAGGGGAGACGCCCCUCGAGCCCUCGCCAAACAAGCGAAGAUGUCUGCGAAGGUGAAUGAAACGGCUUGA